Falco peregrinus (peregrine falcon) is the source of this 1999-nucleotide messenger RNA. It is a transcript of the gene UMPS, whose product is annotated as uridine monophosphate synthetase. NCBI's taxonomy places the organism in Eukaryota, Metazoa, Chordata, Aves, Falconiformes, Falconidae. The record is from RefSeq and is a predicted model, not a curated record. Gene Ontology annotation, molecular function: orotidine-5'-phosphate decarboxylase activity; orotate phosphoribosyltransferase activity. Bases 29 to 1468 code for a protein of 479 amino acids. Gene Ontology annotation, biological process: 'de novo' UMP biosynthetic process; 'de novo' pyrimidine nucleobase biosynthetic process. The transcript is spliced from 6 exons.
GCGUCAUCUCCCGGCGCCGGUCGGUGCGAUGGCGGCGGCGGGGUGUGCGGCGGCGGCGCUGCGUGAGGCGGGCGCUCUGCGCUUCGGCGAGUUCGUGCUGAAGAGCGGCCGGGCCUCCCCCGUGUAUAUUGACCUGCGCGGCCUCGUCUCCCACCCGCUCCUCCUCCGCCAGGUUGCAGAUCUUCUCUUCCGAGCAGCCCAAGGUGCCGGCCUGCGGUAUGACUGCGUGUGCGGCGUGCCCUACACGGCGCUGCCCCUGGCCACCAUCAUCUGCGCAGAAAAUCAGAUUCCGAUGCUCAUACGGAGGAAGGAGGCAAAAGACUACGGUACUAAGCGGAUUGUAGAAGGCACCAUUAAUCCAGGAGAAACGUGCUUGAUCAUUGAAGAUGUGGUAACAAGUGGAUCUAGCGUACUGGAAACUGCAGAAGUUCUUCAGAAAGAAGGGUUAAAAGUCACAGAUGCUGUAGUGCUGUUGGAUAGGGAGCAGGGUGGGAAGGCCAGGUUAGAGGAACAUGGAAUUCGCCUGCAUUCUGUUUGCACAUUGUCCGGGGUGUUGGAGAUUCUCCAGGAGCAGGGAGAGGUGGCUGUUGAGAUGGUUGAAAAGGUGAAGAAAUUCAUUCAGGGAAGCAUGUUUGAGCCAGUGGCUCAGAAUGGUCCCACGCCCGUGAAAAGACUAUGUAAAGAGCUGAGCUUCGGUGCUCGUGCCGAGCUGCCAGGGGUACAUCCUGUUGCAGCCAGGCUUCUUGCACUCAUGGAAAAGAAGCAAACAAACCUGUGCCUCUCUGCUGAUGUUACCAGCUCCAAAGAGCUGCUGCAGUUAGCUGCCAUCCUGGGCCCCAGCAUUUGUAUCCUGAAGACUCACGUAGACAUCCUGAACGAUUUCACCCAAGAGGUAGUAAAGGAGUUGCGAACACUCGCAGAUCAACAUGAAUUCUUGAUUUUUGAAGACAGGAAAUUUGCAGACAUUGGAAACACGGUAAAACAUCAAUAUGAAGGUGGUGUGUUCAGAAUCGCAUCCUGGUCAGACAUUAUCAAUGCCCAUGUGGUUCCAGGCUCUGGAGUUGUGAAAGGUCUGAAGGAAGUAGGUCUUCCCCUCCAGCGUGGCUGUCUUCUGAUUGCUGAGAUGAGUUCCCAAGGGUCACUUGCAACUGGUGAAUACACAAAAGCUGCAGUACAGAUGGCUGAAGACAACUCCGAUUUUGUUUUUGGAUUCAUAUCUGGAUCUAGAGUUAGUAAUAAACCAGAAUUUCUUCACUUGACUCCAGGGGUGCAGCUGCAAACUGGAGGUGAUAACCUUGGCCAGAAGUACCUAAGCCCCAAGGAAGUUAUUAGUGAAAAAGGUUCAGAUAUCGUUAUUGUGGGACGUGGCAUCUUGUCGGCUUCAGACCGUCUUCAAGAAGCAGAGAAGUACAGGAAAGCAGCUUGGGAGAGCUACAUGAGCAGACUGGGUAUUCGUGCAGAAGAUUGAAAGCAGACUGCUUUCCUACUCCAUAAACAAAGCUGGUGGACCUGCAGUCAUCGUGAGGCUUCCAGUUAAAGACAUGGACAAUUCAGCCAACAGAAAACUGCCCUUUUGGGGAAGGACCUGUUCCUAACUGAAUUAUUUUUAAUCACACACACACAGUUCAACUUGUAAAUGCUGUGGUUACUUUUUCAGUAUUUUUUCAGUAUUUGAAUGUAUGAAAUAAAAAAUUCAUGCCCAUGCCCAGUUUCUAGCUUUGCUUUUCUCUGCUGAAAAAUAUUGCAUGAAAUACUCCAAGGGUAUUUGGUUGGCUGUUGUUGCUUUCAUUUCUUUUCCGCACCCUUAUUCCCUCUGGCUGUGGAAACAGUAUUUUACUGUUAAAAAACCCCCACCUGCAGACCUGACCUGCUGCCCUGCUCUCAGAGUAUUACUCCACUCUGCUGUUUCCAAGGAACAAGUAUGGGUCUUAAUCCCACACUGUGAAAUUGAAUAACGUGUUGUUUAGUAAAUAUUUUUUUUGCUAUUGUUUUCCUUUCA